Messenger RNA from Oncorhynchus mykiss (rainbow trout), 1781 nucleotides. The record is from RefSeq and is a predicted model, not a curated record. NCBI's taxonomy places the organism in Eukaryota, Metazoa, Chordata, Actinopteri, Salmoniformes, Salmonidae.
CCCCUCUUCACGUAAAACCUACAUGCCUUCAGCAUGGCAGGUUAUGUGUUGUAAUACAAAUCUGCUGCUGAGCCAUGAGAUUGAACACCAGAGAAUUGGCGAUACCUCCGGUCAGAUGUGGUCAACAGCUUGGUGCGAGCAAUCCUCUCGUUAUCACCGCGUUAGUUGUUACGCCUUGACGGGGCAUCAUCCUCCCGACCUGUCCUGCAUCACCUGUCCCUUUGAGCCAAGCACACGCGCCUCUCAGCUCCUCCUCAGCGGGUCCUCGCUCGACUUGAAAAUGAGGUCGCCGCAAUAUUAUUUCAAGGUUAUUUCCUUUUCUUUAAGGCCUUUAUAUUCAGAUCCUAUGGGAGUUCUUAUUUUCACGGCGUUGCUUUGGACCUUCAGUGGAGUGGGAUGCCUUCCUCUAUCCUCCUCUCUACCGGUUGGAAAGGUUGCUGACUGUAUUCAGGAUUCUCUGAAGAGUAACAGCGGUGUGCCACAUUCUGGCUGUGACAAACGGAGAACAGAUGAUGCUGUCAACAGGCACCAGGGUCUCCUGAGAGAGCUGCAGGAUCUAGCCCAGGAGGGUCAGUCUGACUACGAGAGGGAAAAAGAGAGAGAGUAUGGGAGGGAGAACGAGCGAUAUGAGGAGAACCAGGCUGAGGGAGAGAGGGACAGAGAGGGGAGGAAGGAGGAGCAGAAUAAUGACAAGAAGGAGACUGAGAAAGAAGAGCUGAGAGAGAAAGAGACGCAGGCAGAUGGGGUAGAGGAGGAGGAGAAGGUGGAGAUGAAGGACAGAACAAAUGAGGAGAUAAGGGAAGAGCCCAGACUGGAGGAGAAAAGGGGGGAUGAGGAAGAGAGCGCCAAAGAGUUGGAGGAGCUCCUCGCAAAGGAGAUAAGGAAGAUAGGAGAGGAGGAAAAAGAGGACAGGGAGCUUGAGGAGCUGCUCAAAGAGCUGAAGAAGAAAAGGUACGAGUCUGUGAAGGAGAAAGAGCUCCAGAGAGGGUCAGAAGCAGAGGAGGAGAGGAAGAAGGAUGAGGAGGAGGAGCAGAAAAAGGGAGAGAAAGAGCAGCUAGAUAUUCUUGAGAAGGAAGAGAGGAAACGCAGCGAGGAGAGGAAGAACAAUGAGGUGGAGCUGCUGGUGGAGAAAGGGAAGGUGGAGCGGGAGCUCAAGGAGCUGCUGGAGGAACAGGACAGCAUGAAGAAUGUGGAGAAGGAGAAAGAGAGGGAGGAAAAACAGGAGGAACUGGAGGAGCUCCUCAAAAAGAUGAAACGUGUGCAAGAGGAGGAGGAGCGAGAAGAGGAGGAGAGGAAGAGAGGGAAUGCCGGGGAUGAGGUGAAAGUGGACAAAGAGAGCCAGAAGGAGGGAGAGAUUCACAAGGAAUUAGAGAAGGUGAAAGAAAGAGAGAGUGAGAAGGAGGUUAAGGAGCCUCAGCAGAAGAGAGUAAUGGAGAAAGCGAGUGAUGAGUCGACCCGUCAGUUUGAAAAGGAGAGGAACAGGGACGAUGAUGAUGACGACGAUGAUGAAGAAGCAGAUGAGGAAGAUGAUGAUGAAAACAAUGAGGAUUGGGAAGAGGAAGAGGAGGACAAAAAGGAGGAUGUUGAGGAGGAUGAAGGAGCGGAGCUUUUGGAGAUUGAGGCAGAGCUGCGAAAAGUGGCUGCAGAGCUUCGGGAGCUUCACAGGAGUCGUUAAGUUCUAAAUUACACACACACACACACACACACACACACACACACACACACACACACACACACACACACACACACACACACACACACACACACUGAAAGACAAACAA